UUCAGAUUUGCCCCCCAAUAUCGCACCAGUAUGGAAUGCACAAACUAUUUCAUGCGGCAUGAGCCUUUCCACUUCGAUGAAGAAUUUUCCCUCGCGGCGAGGAACCAUCACGCGCGGAAAGUAGCCCGCCAGGCAUCCGAACGAGCAAAGUCGAGACAUCAAAGCUUCAAGAAGUUUCUGGGAACUUUCACCACUUUUGCCAAGGACAAGGAGAUCAGACGGUUUGAUCUGGAUCGCAAAUUCCAAUGGAAUGACGUGCAGAAUGAGGCCAACGCAGCGGUGGAAGCCUACUCGGCGCCAGACUCAUUCCUUCGAAACCCCGUCCGAUAUCUGAGCCGCUCGUUCACUCAGAAUGCCUCGACUCUGGAAGUGCUGCUUCAUUUUGUUCCCGACGGGGAAUAUACUUCCAUCCUCUGCGGAGCAUUGACACUGGUCUUCAAUGUCAGUCCUCCGCCCUCCCUCCCCAUCCCCUCCCCCGAGCACGACGGGAAUCGGACGACUGGAUAUCAUGCUAAUCUGUGCAUGCUGUGUGUCCAGGCGGCCAAGCGAGUGGACAGUCUCCGAAAGCGAAUCUUGGGCUGCUUAGCAGCUUUGCCCACCAUCGUUCACGAAACCGCCGAAUACCGGGAUCUGUACCACGACGAUGAAGAUCUCUGGCAAGCCGCGGAAGAUCUCUAUCUCGGCAUCCUGGAAGGGAUCGAGGCCAUGCUACAGUGGAUGGACGAGUCAGCCUUCAAAAAGGCAGUGAAGGCGUUCUUCCACCAGGAUUCCUACGGCAAGAAGAUCGAAGACGAAGCCAUCAAAUCCGGUAUCGAGGACGCGGCCAGCAAUUUCCGCGCCAUCGUGGAAUUCUGCUUACACAAAUCCGUCCGGAGCAUCGAACGGCACAUGGAGAUUCUGGUCACCCAUGUCGCGGCGAUGGAGAAGCAGGCGAACUGGUACUAUUCUACGCCCCACGCCCCGAUCAUGGUGGUGAAAACCUGCUUCAUCGACGUGUACGGCUUGCAGCGCAUCAUGGCGGCAGACCCCGAGCUCGUCCGCCGCGACCUGACACUCGCCCUGGCCGAUGCCCUGCACGCCUGCCCGCCAGCGCUGCAUGCCCACGCGACAACCCUACUCCACCGCGACGAGUUCCGCCACUGGUUCUUGGGCUCCUCCUCCGCCCUCCUGCUCGUCAACGGCUGUCUGCCCGUCACCCCCGAGCAAGAGACCGCAUCCCCGCUCACCACCGUCGCCGGCACCCUCUACGGCACCCUCUCCGCCAGCCCCGCCGUUCUCCCGCUCUUCUUCCCCUGCGGCCAGCACCUCCACCCCCACGACCCAUUCACCGGUCUCGCCGGCCUGCUCCGCGCCCUCAAUGCCCAGCUCCUGCUCGGGGACCCCGCCGCCGUCGACACGUCCGCCGUCGACUACCCCUUCGUGCACGCCCUCGAGGCCUUCGACCUGCCAGCCCUGGGACGCUUGUUCGCCCAUCUGCUGGCGGGAUCCCCGCGCCGCGCCGUGUUUGUCCUCAUCGACGGCUUCACGCUGGUCGAGGGCAGUGCAUCGGCGCUGGAGCUCCGCGGCUUCACCGAGCUGUUGCGGCAGGUGACCGGUGCCUUGCCGGGGGUUGCCGGGCAGCCACCCCGCACCGGGCCCGUCGUGAAGGUGCUGGUGACGAAUGCGGACUCUGUCGUGUAUCUCGAUGCGUGGCGGAAUCAAGACGUGGUGGAUCUGGAGCCGGACGCUGUGCUUGACGAUGGGUUGGGUCUCGACAUGUAUGAGACAUCGGCGCAACUGCUGGGGUUUUGA
Messenger RNA from Aspergillus saccharolyticus JOP 1030-1, 1791 nucleotides. RefSeq lists its product as uncharacterized. Lineage: Eukaryota; Fungi; Ascomycota; Eurotiomycetes; Eurotiales; Aspergillaceae. Bases 31 to 1791 code for a protein of 586 amino acids. The record is from RefSeq and is a predicted model, not a curated record. The transcript is spliced from 4 exons.